This is a messenger RNA of Quercus robur (English oak), 2166 nucleotides long. RefSeq lists its product as uncharacterized. The transcript is spliced from 2 exons. NCBI's taxonomy places the organism in Eukaryota, Viridiplantae, Streptophyta, Magnoliopsida, Fagales, Fagaceae. Bases 830 to 1912 code for a protein of 360 amino acids. The record is from RefSeq and is a predicted model, not a curated record.
UAGUGUAUAGCUUAGACUAGUUUAGCCCAUUGGGCUUAGCCCAGUAUACUGUACUUGUAGUUUACUCCUUUUACUUGUACUGCACACAUAUCUAGCCUAUAUAAGGCUCUCUAUUGUACAUUAUUAUACACACAUCAAUAUACAAACUAUUCAGUUUUUCUCACACUUUAUAUUCUUAACAUGGUAUCAGAGCCAUUCCUCUGACUUUCUGGUUCCUGUGGACAUCUCCGGCGUUCUUCCGCUGCCCUCGCCUUCAUCCAGUAGCCACUGACAGAAGCGAGUCACCGCCGUCACGCCCACAGUCCCAGCAACUCUCGGAUCUCAUUGUUCUGCUCAUCCAACUGUCAAAGAAAAGGCAUUGAGUGACAGAACAGACAAUCCCGAGCAAAACCCAACCAAGAACGGCCAGAAAACACUUCACACGCGCCGCCACGCGCCUCCCGAAGUUUCUGCCUCAACGAACACGCGCUCCACGCGCCUCCACGCGCCGCCAACGCGCCGCCACUCUCACUCACGCGCUCCCACGCGCCAGACCAGCUGUCUCCCACGCGCCACACGCGCCACACGCGCCCCACGCGCCAGCUGCCAUUCGCGAACUGCCACGUCAGCCCUAGUGUGACGUCACACUGCCACGUCAGCACACGUCAGCCGUUGACUUGACCAGCUCUGACCGUUGACCGUUGACUUCGACCGUUGACUUUGACCGUUGACCAAGUCAAAAAUUUUCAACCGGACCUGUCUUGCUCAGUUUUUCGCGUAGAUUCUGAUUUUGGGCUCCGUUUCUGCAUUUGAGGUAUCUAAAUCUCACUUUUUGGUCAUUUUCUUCAUUAUGGCUCAACAAAGUGAACGAGAUAUCAUACGUCCUAUCACCAUCAUGUUGGAUGGUCCUACUAGCUAUCAUGCAUGGUCUCAGAAUAUGACCGUCUUUCUCAAGGGUCGUAAACUGUGGAGAUAUGUGACUGGUUCAAUUCCUAAGCCAGUACCAGACCCUAAGUCCAAAGCCACAGCUGCUGAAGAGUCUUCCAAGACUGCUGUUACAACAGACGAUUAUGAAGAACGUCUAGAGGAAUGGGAGAGUAUUCAGAGUAAGAUCUUAUCUUGGUUUAUCAAUACCUCUAUUCCCUCCAUUCAUAAUCUUCUUCCUCGUCUUGAAACUGCUGAGGCUGCUUGGAAAUUUUUGGCCGAUCGUUAUAACUGCACUAAUGAUUCAAGUUUGGAGUUUCACAUUGAAUCAAAGCUUUAUCAAAUGCGCCAAGAGACAGGUCAGUCUAUUUCUGAUUUUUAUUCUCAGACUUCUACUAUGUGGGAACAACUCUCUGCUGCAGAUCCUCCACUGGUGUGUUCUAAGGACAUUGAGCUCUUUGUCAAAUAUCGGGAUCGCCGUAGAUUUAUGCACUUCAUGAUGGGUUUACGUGAGGAUUUUGAGCCUACUAGGGCUUCUCUACUUAGCCGGUCUCCUACUCCUUCUCUUGAUGCUGCAGUAAAGGAGCUCAUUUCUGAGGAGAAUCGUCGACCUACUUAUCACAUGACAUCAUCUGAUCAUGUAUUGGCUACACCCUCACCACAGCCUCCCAUUGUUGCAUUCACUGCUCCUCCGCGAAUAAACUCCGGGCGUCCCACCUCUCAGUCUUCCAAAGGUACUCACUGCAAGUUUUGCCGUGCCAGAGGCCAUGACAUCUCUGUUUGUCGUAAGCUACAGAAAUUUGUGCAAGAGCAGAAUAAAGCUUCUCUUCCUCAGGCAGCUGCUGUAUGUCCUUCAGAUCCAUCGGUUCCUACAGGUCCAUCUUUGGCUUCCUCACUUACUACGGCUGAUAUUGAGGCAGUUGUUCAACAUGUUUUAUCCCGCACUUCCACUGCCCUUUCUGUCACCUCAGGAUCCCCGGACGGGUCAAGUGCUUGGGACAGGCCGUAAGGUUGGUCGCAUGUUUGAGGUUCAUGACUUGAAGAUUCCUUCACAAGUUGUUUCUGCAGCUGCUACCACUGCCACCUCCUCACCUGAUCUAUGGCAUGCUCGUCUUGGUCAUCCAUCCUUAUCUCGUCUUCAAUUAUUGGCUUCUCAAGGUCAUUUAGGUUCAGUUCAGUUUCAAAAAUUUGAUUGUACUUCCUGUCAUUUUGGCAAACAAACAAAACUGCCCUUUAAUAAAAGUGACUCUUUUUCAUCUGCCC